Molecule: messenger RNA, 1634 nt
Organism: Olea europaea var. sylvestris
Lineage: Eukaryota; Viridiplantae; Streptophyta; Magnoliopsida; Lamiales; Oleaceae
Exons: 14
Coding region: 248-1303 (351 amino acids)
Source: RefSeq, a predicted model, not a curated record
AUUGAAAACAUUUGCUCUAAUUUCAGUUCAAAUUUUGCCUAAACAUUCAUACCGAUCUCUCGGCAACACAAAAAGACGGUCUUCUCUUCUCAUUUUCUCCCUCUAUCGAGCAAUCGCUGAGUCAAUUUUGAAUUCUACUUGUUGAGGUGCAAAUUCACUUAUGCGAACGUGGUGGAUGCAUUAGUGUUGCUCAUGAAAUUGGUUUCUGCCUAGUGCAUGAGCUUUGAGUUGAGAACUUUUUAUCACUAUGGGAAACUUGUACCGCAGUGGGGUUUUUAGGAAGUCGAACGAUGGUGCUCGACUCGUUAUAACGACUUUUAUGGGGAUGCUGCUUGGAUAUCUUAUAGGUGUUUCGUUUCCAUCAGUUUCUUUAACUAAGAUUAAUUUACCUUCAAGUCUCAUGUCAUCUUUCGAUAUAGCCUUUAAUGAUGAUCGCCGUAGUUCUCCUAGUCGUAGUUUUCCUGAAAAUCUUGGUUCGGGCAGUACUCCUUUUACACCUAAGAUCUAUGCUCCUACAAACCCUCGUGGUGCAGAGUCUUUGCCACCGGGAAUUGUAGUUUCAGACUCAGAUUUUUAUCUGCGAAGAUUAUGGGGUGACCCUAGUGAGGAUCUGAAACAGAAGCCAAAGUACCUAGUAACUUUUACAGUAGGUUUGGAGCAAAAGAAUAAUAUCGAUGCAGCAGUGAAGAAGUUUUCCGAGGAUUUUCAAAUCAUGCUUUUUCACUAUGAUGGGCGGACCAGUGAAUGGGAUCAAUUUGAGUGGUCACGGCGUGCAGUACAUGUUAGUGUCAGGAAGCAAACGAAAUGGGGAAUAAAAGCUUUUGCAUUUUUAUCCACUGUGGUCAUGAUUUUCUUGAUUUCCUCGAAUUUUGAUUGGUUUGGUGCAAGUUUUUUAUAUUGGUAUAUUUGGAUGGUGAUAAAUAGGGACACAGAAGAAAAACCAGGCUGGUGCAGUGAUCCACAUUUGCCUCCAUGUGCAGCCUUUGUGGAAAUAAUGGCUCCAGUGUUUUCUCGCGAAGCUUGGAGAUGUGUUUGGCAUAUGAUCCAGAAUGAUUUGGUCCAUGGAUGGGGUUUAGAUUUUGCACUCAGAAGAUGUGUGGAUCCUGCACAUGAAAAAAUUGGCGUUGUUGAUUCACAAUGGAUUGUGCAUCAAGUUAUUCCAUCUCUUGGAAGUCAGGGUCAGUCUGACAAUGGUAUUGCUCCAUGGCAAGGGGUACGAGAAAGAUGCAGAAGUGAGUGGGCUAUGUUUCAGGAUCGCCUCACUAAUGCAGACAAGAAAUAUUUUGCACAGCUUAAUAAUUAACUUACAAUGUGCUGCUGAUAUUUCCUGUAUAUUGUGUUUUCCUUGUUCUUCUCCUCGAGCGAUGUUUGAUCGUCCUAUUCUCUUCCGUGACAUUAUUUACCUCUUAUAGUUGUAGUGUAGCAACUUCACGAGCAGUGUAACAAAUAUGGUCAUAUGUUGGAAGAGUGUGGUUUAGGGUAAACUGAUUUUUCGUUUACCCUGCUUUUUGAACUAUUCACAAAAAUAUUCUCUCCUGCAGUUGACUAUGGGGGAGUUUUUCUGAUGUAAUCUAUGUUCAUAGUUUGGCUACUUGUGUAUCAUUCAAGCGAAAUAGAGGUUGCUUUUUGGUGUU